Messenger RNA from Symbiodinium necroappetens, 8762 nucleotides. Lineage: Eukaryota; Dinophyceae; Suessiales; Symbiodiniaceae. The record is from the annotation of a GenBank genome assembly.
AUGGCCGGGGCGCGGCACGAGCGGAAUAGCCUGGACCGCGAUGGCGGUGUACCCAGGCUCCUGAGAUCUCAGACGCACCGGGAGGAACUCAAGUGCAACAUCUGCUUCGACCUCGUCGUGUCGCCUGUGACACUGCCGUGUGGUCACACCUACUGCAAGCACCACAUCCAAACGUGGCUUCUAGAGAACGACAGCUGUCCGGUUUGCCGUGUGCGAAUCCUGCACUUCAAGGACCGCGAGAAAAAGCCGAGGCAACUUCGGACAGCAGCAUCACUUUUCCAGACGUCGUUGAGGGACGAGGAUGGAAAAGGGGGGCAGCAAUCUGGAGAGGGCUUCGAGCUCCACGUCAACAAGAUGUUGGAGACCCAAGUGAUUCGUUUUUUCCAGGACGAGGUGCAGAACAGAAUCUCGGAGGUGGCCAGUGAAGUCUGGGAUGUCAUCGAGCGGCGGCAGGAUGGCUUCCUCACCCGUCUGCGUAAUUUCCUGGACCAGUUCCGGGCACCGGGGGUGACCGAGCUGCUAAAGCUCAAGAGUAUGGUUGGGCCAGACUCUCCGCUGCCGAACACGAAGGGGGCUACACUGCUUAUGAUGGCCAGCGAACUUGGAUUAGAGGACACGGUGGAGGAACUCUUGAAACUAUCUGCCGAUCCGUGGAAGACAACUUCCGCCGGCUUUGGUCCAGGGACUUCUGCCUUACAAAUGGCUUCCGGGCAGGGGCACGCAGCGGUGCUCAGGAAGCUGCUUUCAGCAGAGCAGGGUGUGCUCGACUCAAACAGCGCCGCCCUCUGUGCAGACGCACUAGGAGCGGCGAUUGAGGGACACCACAUUUCCUGCGUGGAGGAGCUUCUGCGCAUUCCUGAAAUUCCCGAUGUCGCUGAUCUGCGAAAUUGCAUGGAUCUGACUGGACUUCUCACAGCAGUACAGGCUGGGAACACGGAUAUCAUAUCCAUGCUGGUCGAGCACCGGGCGAACAUCGAAGCACGCACCGCGCAUUCGGGCCUGCUGGUCUCGAAGGCUGGAAGUGAAAAAGUGAACGGGCCUUACCAACAGGUGGGAGAGUAUUGUGGGCGCCCGCUGUACGAGAACCUCUUUGGGGCAGUGGUGUAUUGCAAGGGAUGGUGGAAGAUUGCCCUGUCCCGAGCCAACAUGGAGGAGACAGAGGUCACUGCCUCUCAACCGAAAACUCCCAUCGCUUUAUCCCGCCAAUUUGAGUUUCCGCUGCGAUUGCUGUUGAACGUCCUCGGCAAGUUUGUGCACUCCCUGCUCAACGCUCUUGAGGGGGAGCUGGUUGUGCAACGGUCCACAUCGGUGACCGCAGCUGAGUGCUUCCUUCAGGGGAGAUCGCCCCGACGCAGCACAGCUCUGUGCACCUUGCUGUUCCCAGCUGCAGCAAUGGCAAAGCAAGCGAUGGAAACUGAAUCCCCGGCUCGGAAGCGGGGAGUCCCCAUCGACGAAGGGCUCAGCUUGGAGUCGAUCCGUGAAGUCCUCAGAACCGAGAUCCAAGGCGCAGUGGGAGGAGUCACCGACCGAGUUGCCGCGUUGGAGAGAAGCCUUCAAAGCCACAAUGAACGUACCUUUCAAGCAGUGGAGACACUUUCCACUGGGCAAGCAGAGCAAGGACUCCAGAUCCGCCAGCUGGCCACCGAUUCGCAGAACAUGGCGACCAGGCUCAACAACUUGGAGGGAACGAUCAAAAACCUCCAGUCCUCGGGGAGCACCCCGUCGACAAUGGAUACGGGGAGAGUCCCCGCCCUGGUGAUGGGAGGAUGGCCUCCUGACACCCUGGCAGCGGACGUUCUUACCAAGGCCAACGAGAUGGCCAGGGACCUCCAACUCCAGAUCAACAUGGCUGAUGCAUUUGUCCCAGGCGUCCGCAGAGGUUUCGUGCUGGUGCCAAUCUCGCCCAUGGACGGUGAAACAGAAGAGGCAAUGAGGCAGAGGGUGCAGACAUGUAUCAGGCGAGUCAACGCCUCCAACAUCUCCCUGGGUUGGAAGCCAGAUGGAAAUCAAGCCAGGCUCUGGCUCACCCUGAGCCAACCACCGGAAAGACGCAGGCGGGCAGCCUUGGCUGGGAAAGUAAAGCGAUUGAUCAUUGAAGCCGGGGGAACAGCCCUCAUCGCCCGCAUCGAGCCCGAAUGGGCCACAGGCACCGUGUGGUUUAAGGACAACAAGAUUUCGUCGGGGACGUCGGCAGGACCCCCGGGAUCCAGCAUUGCAGGUUGCGGUUGGAUUGAUCUACCCAAGAUCGCUGAGCUCAUCGGGGUUGAUUCGCAGCAACUUGCCAAGACGUGGGAACCGCUGCUCGCGGAGAAGUCACAGCGUAGGCCGCAGGAUUCUUUGCAUGUGUGCACCUGGAACCUUGGAGGGAUGAGCCCGGAUACUGUUCUGGACUUUCUUUCCAACUUUCGUGGUGAGCAACCCCUUUCCCGCUUGCGUAUAGUGUUUCUCCAAGAGAUCACUACACAGGGGGGACCGCACUUCCUUGACAACGACACGUGGAUGCUGGUCCACGGCAGACAGGAGAGCGAAUGGCGAGGCUGUGGUGUUGCUUUCGUUAAGACUUUGGGGGUUCACCUCAACUCUCGCCUAAAGCUUGCCGCUUGCACCGUGUGCCUGAAACUCCAUGAUGCAAAGACCCUGGGACUUAUCUCAGGGCACAUUUCGCACAAGUUCACCAUUGCAGACGCGGCCGCUGCCUUGCAACAGUGGGGGGAAUCCCCAGCCUGCCUCCAACCCAAGGUCAUGUUAGGUUUCGACGCAAACGAAACCUUUUUGCAACCCGGAGACCUGCUGGAGGACGAAACCCUAUCCUGCACGGGCCGGGGAGAGCAGAUACUUACGUGGUGCAUGGAGCAGGGGAUCACGCUGCCCCUUCAGCAUUGUGAUAAGCCUAGCCACUUCCCAUAUAACCCUGAUCUUGCCCCGAGAAGGAUCGAUUAUGUGGCCUCCAGCCACCUAAGGAUCGUCGCUGCCGAUGUAGGAGCGUACAGAGACCGAGCACGAUCAGAUCACGAACCGAUCCUAGCCGAGAUCGUCUUGCCAACACCGCAGGGCCCCAAAGGUAGAGUCAUCUGGUGCGCUAGACAGCUCAAGUCUGAUUGUCAUGCAGUGUUAGACGCAUCGUUGCCGGCACAUGCCGAUCACCAUCAUGCCAUUGCCCACAUCUCUAGGCUUAUCACUGAGCCCGUGAACCGAUCCAUGAAGUUUCAUGAGUCCGGGGAACUCAAAAAACUCAGGAAAGUGGCCAAGGGGGCAACCCCUGGGAUCGAAUCACGCAAAGCAUGGAAGCUUGUUGAGAAGACCUUGAAACAUGAACGCAAAGAAUGGCAGCGCGCACUUGCGGACAGAGCGGGGGCCCUCGACUGGAAUGCCUACCGCGCCAUUAAGCACAAAUCAUCUCGGUCCAACUGGGCGGAGAACUUGCUCGAUGACCCGGACUGGGAAGAAGCACUCAGAAAGCACAUGAGCUCCAUUUUCGCGAAACGACCACCGGCAGAUACUGCCGCAGCCAUGCAAUGCAUGCGAGAGGAGGCGACUAGGUUGUGCAAAACCUGUCCUUGGCGCCCCUUCACUGAGUCAGAGAUGCGCAUUACGAUGGCAAAAUGGAAAACGCACAAGGCCACCGGCACCGAUGGAAUUGCUUUAGAGGCACUCCAGCUGCUGUUCGAAGACCACCGUUGGCGCCCUCGCAUUGCCGAGCUUAUCAACGACAGUCUGUAUCGGGGGGAUAUCCCCCCGUGGGUCUCCGAAGGCGCGUCAGUGCUUCUUCCAAAAACCGCUGUCCCUGCGGGCUGGUCCGAUACCAGGCCCAUCACCCUGUCGAGCGCUGUGCUCAAGUGGAUAGCGCAACUCCUGCUGUUGCGGGGUACACCCGCCCUUCUAGACUGUUGCCAGCACCAAUGGGCAAGCCGACACAAGCAGGGCGUUGAACUGAUCUUAGCUAUGCGCAAACUGGCCCGUGUCGCGCACGAAUGGAAAACACCUUUCUAUAUCGUGAAGAUUGAUAUAGCUAAGGCCUUCGACUCGAUCGCUCAAGAAAAACUAGGUGACCUCGUCAUGAGGAAAAUCGCGAGGGGAGGCCUCCCCUGGGAAGCGAGACUGUGGCUUAAGUUGCUUGAGGCACGCGAGUUGAACUUUUACGUUCAAAAGCACAAAGUGCCCGUCACCCAAACCAACGGAGUGCGACAGGGCAGCCCAGAUAGCCCAGUUUUGUUUGCCGCAGAAAUAGGGGAAACCCUUGACGCAGUCCUGCAGAGUGUUCGCGGGGGCGAACCCCCACAUGUAGGCCGUCACCAAGCCCUCGGACCACCACCGCAUUCAGGUGCUGCCUUUAUGGACGACACAUAUGUCUGGGGAGAGUCCCCAGAACACGUGCAGGAAGUCCUCCAGGCGCUUGAAGCCAAAUUCCUGGAGCUAGGCUUGCGAAUUAACGCCAAGAAGACCCAUGUAGUCUCUAGCAUCCCUGAUGACACCUUUAGGUUCUCCAUAGGCGGCGUCCAGGUAGCCCCCGAUGGGCCACACGCCAUCAUGACCAUCCUAGGGGCGCCGGUCACCGUGUCCGGGGCGAUUGCCCCGUUGGCCCCCAUUAAGGACCGCCUUAAGAUGCACCAGACUGGCACAUCCGGUCACUCCGCAAGACGCGAUCGAUCUUGCAUCAAAACAAAAUCCAACGGUGGUCAACACAUGCGCUCCAGAUGCAGUGGCAGCUUUGGGGCCACAUUGGCCGCGCAGUGUUCCAGCCGACAUUCCACAUUCUCCGAUGGCGGGACCUUACGUGGUGGCGAGACCAGCAAGCGCUUCCCCCGGGGCCCCACCCCAAAGGAGUUCGCCAUGUCGGCCACCAUAACCCGCACGUUGAUCCGGAAAGACAAAUCUCCGCCAUUGCCGGAAAUCAAUGGUGGAUCCCGGCUCAGGUUUGCCCUGCCAUUCUUAGGAGCGAUCACUGCAGCCGUGCAGCUCCUGACUCCAAGCGAGAGCCCCAUGUGCUUCGUCUUGCUGGUGCUGAGUGCCGUUGGCUGCCUCCGCAGUCUGGCUGGGCCCAACCCGGACGUCGUGAUCGUAGACUCAAGCAGCGAAAGCGACAUGUCAGACAUGCCGUGGGUGAUGGACAUGCCAGUUCAGUCACAGGGGACGGCCCCCCCUCUGGGUGUAGUCAGCAGCCCGCGGCACCUGGGCUACAUGACCAACGAGCUCCUUUGCAGGGACGGGGAGUACUUCCAGCCGCGAGUGGACCGCUAUGCCACAUACAGGAUCGGCUAUGCGCAGGCCUAUGACCCGGCAGCCGACCCGUGGCACGAGGACGGCAUGUUCACUGGUGUGCCGGGCCAAGCUCCCGUCACGAUGCCCUAUGACAAUACCAAGGAAGAGAUCACAUGGCUGGACAACCACUUCCACAACAAUACCAACAUCACCUUCCACAACAACCUCACGCACAGAGGAGGAGGGGGACCUCCUUUCGUGCAGGGAGCGGGCCAGCACCACCCGCCAAGCAUGGACCCGUGGGGCUUCAUCGCCAGACAUUAUGCCUCUCAAGGCCCCUUGCUUCCGCCCAGCCAAUGGAGCCACAAUCUGCUUGGCCUGGGACGACAACACCAACAACAGCGUGAUGCAGCUGGCCCGCACGAUGAUGGCGCAGACGCCACAUGCACUACCGACACCACUUGCGAGGGGGAGAACCCCGAGUACUUCGAGGAGGGAAUGGAGACAGAGGCAGAAGUUGAAGCCGAAGAAGGAGAACUGCCUCCUCACAGCGAUGCCGAUGACGAGCUCACCGACGUCCCUGAGGAUGAGCUGGACUGGGAUAGCGACCAGCCGGACACCGAGGAUGAAGAGGAGGAGCCACAGCCUGCAACCGCCGGUGCAGCAUCCGGGGCGAGAGCCACUGCCAGCUUCACCAUCGCCACAACGAGCACAUCUUCUCGCGGCUUUGUCGGCCCACCACUACAGCUACGGGGGACAAAGCCUCCAACCAAGCCAGAGUGGACCAUGCCAAGAGACGGCAAGCGAACCCAUAUCUACAACCACAAGGACGACAAUCGAGAUCUACUCCCUCGACAUCAACACCAGCAGGAGGAGAACGGCCUCCUCCACAGCCACAACCUCAACACGGCACUACACCGCCACGUCAUCAACAACAACGAACUCCAGCCGCAGCGUCGUCAACCUCAAGGGCAGCCGUUACGCAGCAGGCCCAAGAUCAACACACGCAGCCGCCACAGCAGCCAACGCAGUCCAGGCAGCACGCCCAACCAAAACAACCGCCACAGCGCAAAAGGGACCAAGGUCCUGAACAACCACCACCUCCUCAGCCACAGGAUCACCGCAACCAACCACCCCAACAACAAGCACGCCAACAGCGACAAGUACACUUUCAGCUGCCAGAAACUCUCAGACAGCACGGAGGUACAGUUGCGUGGGGAUGGCGUUGCAAAGUACCCAGUUCAGAUCAUCGACAACCGCCCGAUCCCGGCACAAGGGUCGGCAGGGGGACAACCCCUCGACCAAGCAGACCACCAGCUGCACAACCAGUUCCACAACGUCAUCGGGGACCAGCUCGUGGUUCAGCCAGCCCACAUCACGGACUACCCGCACGUUCCUGGCAGCUCCUCGUCUUCCAGCUCCAGAGGCCCUCGAGAUCCAGCACAAGAGACAGGGGGACCUCCCCUGCCAGAUGUUCGUGACCUAGAGCAACAAGCGGCCGAAGCUGUGGAGGCGGGUCGAGUCCCACCCUGGCAAGUUGAAGGAGAGGGUCCCAGCAUGAGAAGCAGCGUGAGAGUCGAUGACAAUAGCCACGAUAUUUCAUGGAUACAGGGGGUCACCCCUGCUACACUCCCACCGCCAAUGCCGCUCCACCCGCGCACGCUCCUGAGUUUGCGAGGCAGCGCGACUGGCUCGUGGCGAGGGGUCACAUGGUCACCCCCAAGCAACUCCCUGGUCCGGCAUCCAGCUAGACAGCAUAUCGAACCUACGAUGGUGAUCUACAAAACCCUGGCGGGACGACCGGAACGGGGGAUUCUCCCCGAUGGCCUCCAGAUUACGAUCCACCCCGCCGGAGCCUGGAUCGCUACCACGCGCUUCGAAUUGGGCUUCGCGCGCACACCCAGAUAUUGGCUCCUGGAAGUGGACUAUGCGCCGCCGCCCCAACCAGAUCGAAUGCAGCUGCGUACAGGUGAAAGUUUUUGGCUAGAAUGGCGGGGCGAGGAACGACAAUGGAAAAGGCGACCCAGGUUCUACAACGACAUCGCCGUCCUCGGGCGGUUCCCCACGAUCCCGCAAGCCGAAGCUCCAAGGCCACCUACGCCUCCACAAAGACGCGACCCUACCACGGCCACGGCACAGCGAGGAAGUCAGCAAAGACCGCGGGGAUUCAACCCGCAGUUCUUCGUGGACACCAGACCACUCAGGGGAAGGUUGAUUACCCCUACCGCGACGGCCCCGGAAGAGCAAGAACCGGCUUCGUCCUCUACCUCAGGGAGCGGCCCCGCACGACCUCGCCGAGACGAAUCCAGCAGACCAGAGGCGAAAGGCAAGGCCAAGCCGCCACCACCACCAACGACUACCUCGGGGUCCGAGUCGGAAACUAGCUGGCCCAGUGAAGACCCGCCACAGCCCGACCAUGACAGCAGCGCCCUGCUACAAGCCUAUCGGGAGUCCUUCAGGGAACCUCCUGCUACAACCGACGACUCCGACUACCUCGUCCUCAUGCAGACAGGCAAGACGCCCAAGAAUGACACCCCAACCAAUGCAGAGGGAUCGGGAACAACAUCCCGAAAUCUGCGACCGGGGGAGUCGGACCCCCAACCAACGAUCAAUGAUACAGCGUGGUUUUCGGUGGCAGCCAACUUCGAGGGAGACUUUACGGUGGAGGGACUAUUGCGGCUCUUGCAAAAGAUCCUGCACGAGAUGCUACAACAAUCCUUUGCUUUACCCAGCGACUACCUCACCAGCCUCGCCUACCACGCUUGUUACUACAUGUCAAAGUUGCAGAGCACCAACGAAAGGCAUCUGCAGCAGGCUGGGCACGCUGGGGUGAACCCAGAACCGCCUCAAGCAGCUGGACCCACCGCCAUGGUCUUCUGCAUCACGAAUGCCUUCGUAGAGGCCGAGGCAGCGCUCCAAUGCCUCGCCCACAACCACGAUGAGCUGCCCAAACGACAUCUGGUCAAAGAGCAGGCCCUGCUCCAGGAUGGCCGCGCCAUAUUCAAGAGCUGGGCUCGAGACCCUCAAGCGCCGGGAGCCUUGCCCGGAACGGCUGCGUCUCAGAAUGCCUUAGAUGGAGUCAGCUGGGCUUUCCUUGCAAUCGAAGAGGGGGGCGUGGCCACCCUGGACGAAGCCCUCCAAAAUGCGUGGCAAGCGACCCAGCGAUGCAACAAGUACAUGGACGAGUUGCUGGCAUGGAUAGAGCAACAAUUCCAGGCCAACACCGGAGCGGGGAGCCCAUCCCCCAAACGUCGCAGAACGGAGGUGGGGGAGACCCCUCAUCGCAUACAGCCGAGCCACUUGGUCUACACCGUGAAGUACCUGCACCUGAACAACAUCAUGCAGUACCUGUACGCCCGGGUGCCCGCCCUCAACCAGAUCAUGCAGCAGCCCUUCCAGGUGGCGAUCGCUCUCCAAGAGGCCCACGCAUACCUACUGCAAUGGACCACUGGACUCUGGGGCGAGCCCAUCGUGCUAGCGGAUAGUGCAGAGAGCAACGAACAGACGAUGCCGGAGCCCUCAUACGAAGACACUGGCAUGAACGCUAUGAUGCCGGGGGACCC